AAUCCUUUUAAAGUAAUGUUGCUAUUGUCACUUUUCAUUUGAAGUCUGCAAAGAAAAAAAAAAUGGAUCUCCAACUAGCAUUAUCUCUCUCUUCAUCAUCUUCUUCUUCUUCUUCAUGUUUUACAAAGUUUGAUCUUAACAAAAACAACCAUGAUGAUAAUAAUAAUAAUAACAAUAAUGUACAUGAAAACAAAUUGUUUGAGUACAUCAAAAUGCAAGAUUAUUUGAACAAGAGGAAGCUUUGUGUUGAAGGUGAUCAUCAAGAAGAAGAAGAUGGCAUGCAUAGACUUGAAACACUUCCUCUAUUGUUUAGCAACAAAAGUAACAAUCAUGAAAAAGAAGAAGAAGAAGAAGAAGAUGUGAAUAAUGAAGUUCAAUCUACUUUUAUCUUCAUAAAUCACAAAAGUACCGGUGAAGAAGAGAACAGCGUGGUCGGAUGGCCACCAGUGAAAUCUAGUCGAAAGAAGUUUUGCCACCAGAAGAACGUCAUCGGUGACGAUGGUCAUCAUAGAUGUGUUAAGGCAAUGUAUGUUAAGGUGCAAAUGGAAGGAGAUGGAAUUGCAAGAAAGAUUGACCUUAAUUUACACCAUUCUUAUCAAACGCUUGUCCACACCUUAGCCCAAAUGUUUGGCAAGUGUAAUGAAGAUGUGAAACUAACAUAUCAAGACAAAGAAGGGGAUUGGUUGCUUGCUGGAGACAUACCUUGGGGAUCAUUUAUUGAGAGCGUUCAACGUCUAAAACUACUGAAAAUUCACUAGUGAUGAUGAUGAUGGAUUGGCAUGACAAACACAUACGUCGUCAUUGUUUUAGUUGAAGAGACUUCAAUUAAGUUAUUUGGUUACAGAGAUACAUAUAAUAAUUUUAUAUGAAAUAUUUUGAGUAUACAAUAUUAAUGCUUAAAUUAAUUAGCUACCUAGCUAGCUAGUUUUGUGGUAUUUUUUAGGGAGCGACUAACAUUUAUAAUAUCGUAGAUGAAAUGAAAGUCUUAGCUAGCUUGUAUUGGCAACA
This is a messenger RNA of Erigeron canadensis, 1008 nucleotides long. RefSeq names its product auxin-responsive protein IAA31-like. The record is from RefSeq and is a predicted model, not a curated record. The transcript has 4 exons. Gene Ontology annotation, biological process: regulation of DNA-templated transcription. NCBI's taxonomy places the organism in Eukaryota, Viridiplantae, Streptophyta, Magnoliopsida, Asterales, Asteraceae. Gene Ontology annotation, cellular component: nucleus. The coding region runs from base 63 to 758 and encodes 231 amino acids. Gene Ontology annotation, molecular function: protein binding.